AUGGCAGAGGUCGUCAUCGGACAUUCGAUCAUCGGACAUUCGACAAUCGAGUCGUCAUCGGACAUUCGAUCAUCGGACAUUCGACAAUCUCUUGAUGACGACUGGGUCGUCCUCAGGCACGAGAUUGAUUUUGGCAAGCCGUCGAGCAAGGGACCUGCUGCUUGCCCAGCACCCAGACCACAGGAAGAGCUUGCGCCCCGAAGGCAACCUCAGAGACUUCUUGAUACCUCAUCCGACCGCCGAGAGACCUUUCCGCUAAGGAUUCGACCAAAGGGCAACAUUCCCGCUGAAGAUGUUCCACCACCUCAUUUACGCCUGCAGCCGAGACAGCCGUUUGUCCGACCUGCUUCUGACCUUGACUACGAUAAUCUCGGUGCUAUUGCCGAAGCUCAGCAAGAUUCCUAUGCAGAUAUCGCCGAUGGCGCGCCUGUCAAGGGUUGGAUCAUCAUCGGGCGUGGUUUGCGCCACAUGCAUGGUGUGGAGCUGAUAGAGGGUAGGGCAAAGGAAGACGUGCGUUGGGAUACCCUACAGAACGAAACGACGCUGCUGGAUUCUGCAGCAUUUUGGUUGGUUAUGGCAGUGGUUAAUAUACUCCUUGCCGCUGGCCUCACGGCUGUUGCGGGACUUGCCCUCAACGCUGCUUCGAGUGUGGAGCAUUAUUUACCUUUCUUUCGCCCCCUUUCAGACCAUGGGAACCUUGUCUCUGGAUUAGCAACUUCUCUUGCUCCCGCAAUUGGUGUUGCACUCUUCACUGUGAUUGCACUCGGGAUCAUAAAACGGGCAGCUGGAUGGAGUGGUGUCGUAUCCGUGUCCGGAGUUCGAAUGCUCGCGGUCAAACUUGUGUUUUACACCAUAACAGUCGUGGUUGCCGCAUUUACCAUCACUGCCGGUGCUCUCCUUUUCGCGUUAGAGGCAUUUAGUCAUGGGGUUGACAUCGCUAAAACGGUCGCAACCGGUUGUGUCUAUAUGAGCGCUUUCGCUUUCGUUCUCAUUAUCAACGUUGCUGUCCUAUUCCCUGGACGCCGUCACCCAAGACAGCGUUUCCGAGCUGUAUAUCCGACGACUUACGAUGCUUCUUAUACUGCAAGUGCUUGUAUACUAUCCAUGGUUUUUGCAUCUGCAUUUUCUCUCAUUUUCCCUUUGAUCGGGCCGGCUAUUGUAAUUCUUCUGUUUUUGGCUCUUGUUGCUCAUAGAUAUCUCAUUGGAUAUGUUUAUGCCCGAACUCUUUCGGAGACUUGGGGGCUUCUCCAGAUCUGGUUGCUAAAGCGAUUGGGUACACUCCUUGCGCUCCAGCCUCUACUCCUCGGUUUAAUUUUGCUCAGUCGGCGGCUCUGGAUAGAGGGAGGAAUACUUGUGGGCAUAGCUCUCGUUGUGGCGGUGAUAGUAGAAGUGUACACCAUGCACAAAACGAGGCUUGCAAGCCUCCAAGCGUUACCUGAGAGCACCCAAGAGUCUCUUAGAUUAUUUCGCAGGGCGUUGGAAUCAGAUAAUCGUACUGAUACCGAUGACGAGAAUCGCAGCAUGAUCACCGCUAGAGGGAACCGCACAAGGGGGUCGAUGGCUUCUGUCCUCGAAAUGAUGUCUCUCACGUUAGCGGUUAUGCCAUCAGCUUCAAAUCAUCGUUGUCCUCUACCACUUCGAACGGAAACUCUGGAUGAUCUAAUUGCUACAGAGCGAGCUGCCAGAACGCAUCCUGAUGCUCCUCCCCACCUUCCUCCGUUAUCCUUUGGGGACCAUGCCGAAGAGAUGUCAGGUAUCAUGUAUCCGCCCCAGUUGCUUGCCCCACCACCGAUCAUCUGGCUUCCGAACGAUACAGCCGGGGUGGCCAAAAUGGAGGCAAUUGACUUGUGGAAAUAUCACGAUAUACACGUUACCCUUGAUGUCCAUGCUAGGGAUGUCAUCCUGCCUAAACGGAGUACAUCCACACGAACACACGCGUGA
Molecule: messenger RNA, 1941 nt
Organism: Suillus fuscotomentosus
Lineage: Eukaryota; Fungi; Basidiomycota; Agaricomycetes; Boletales; Suillaceae
Exons: 9
Coding region: 1-1941 (646 amino acids)
Cellular component (GO): plasma membrane
Molecular function (GO): calcium-activated cation channel activity
Source: RefSeq, a predicted model, not a curated record